AUGGAAAGAAGAAGCAGAAAAGGGGAUUAUGGUCUCCAGAUGAAGACCAGAGGCUUAGAAACUAUAUGCUCAAGCAUGGUCAUGGCUGCUGGAGCAAUGUUUCCAUCAAUGCUGGGUCGGCCAAGUGGUCGAGAUAUCAGUUCUGUUAACUAUGGGUGGUCUCUGAUAGCACAUAAACUGCCUGGACGAACAGAUAAUGAAAUUAAAAACUAUUGGCAUUCUUAUCUAAAGAAAAAGGUGGCAAAAAUGGGUGAAACUGAAGGCCAAGGUAAAGCUGAAUGCAUGAAUUUACACUCCGAAUCUUCUUCCAUGAAGUCGAGUUUGGAAUCAUUUGAACAUAUUGAAGGACCAUUGCUGGAUUCUUGUGCACAGACAAGCAAUUUACCAAGAAUUCUAUUUGCCGAGUGGCUCCCAUUUGAUCAGUUUGUCGGCUGGGAUUCAGAUAGCCUUCCUCCAGAUACUUAUAGAAAUGCUUUAGAGAACAGUGGGUCAAAUUCUCAAGAUGUUUUCUCGCAUGAUGAUUUGCUGCUCAAUGAAGGGACGUAUGCUGGUGAAAUGCAGCCAAAUUUAAGCAGUUAUAUUGGUGAUAUGUUUCAAGAACAGUUCAAGUUUGAGCAGCAGAAAGCAGAAAGUGGAUUUGCUGAACUUUUUACUGGUGAAUUCAACAUAAACUAUGAUGUUAUGUAUAUAUAA
Messenger RNA from Fraxinus pennsylvanica, 693 nucleotides. The record is from the annotation of a GenBank genome assembly. NCBI's taxonomy places the organism in Eukaryota, Viridiplantae, Streptophyta, Magnoliopsida, Lamiales, Oleaceae.